Molecule: messenger RNA, 1650 nt
Organism: Closterium sp. Naga37s-1
Lineage: Eukaryota; Viridiplantae; Streptophyta; Zygnematophyceae; Desmidiales; Closteriaceae
Source: the annotation of a GenBank genome assembly
AUGUCCAGUUUUGAUCAACCGAAACCUGUGGUGAAAGAAUUUCACGAUCCCUUGGCUUGCGAAUGGGACUUGGCCUUACACUGGAACUUCACAUCUGACGGACCGUUAAACGUGCCGGCGGGAAUUGACGAUGAGGAUGCCGGAGUGAAAAUCGGCCGUCACGAAAUCCUCAUCCGGCCGAACCCGUCUCCGGAUCCACGUCAGCUGGUGGUCAGCCAAUCGCUGUUGAGACUGCUGCAGGAGAACGAACGGCUGAGAUUGCUCGCGCAGGAAGACGGACGGCUCUCACCGUUCAACCCUCGCCGCGUUAUAGUCAUCACGCCGACCUACAAACGAACCUUCCAGCAGCUGCUCAUGCUAGGGUUGAUCAACUCACUAAAACGGGUACAAGCGCCGGUGCUGUGGGUGGUGAUUGAAGCGACGAAAACGGAAGAAACCGCACGGCUUAUCGCGAAGGCUACUAUCGGGGACAGCGGGUCGGACAAUCCCGAGGUGGAAAUCGCGCACCUGGGCGUGGAGGAGGAAAUGCCCGAGGAUUGGGACGAGCGGAUUCUGCUUGAGCAACGGAUGCGAGUCGUGGGACUGAGGUACGUUCGGGAGCACAGGCUCGACGGCAUCGUGGUCUUCGCAGACGACGGCUCGGUCUUCUCCCCGAAGUUCUUUGCCGAGGCUCAGCGCGUGCCCUGGUUCGGCGCAGGCUCGGUAGGCGUGCUGCUGCCGGUCGGAUUCACCCCGCUUUUUGGGUCGGAGGAGGCGGCGGAGGAGCAGAGCAGUCAGGCGGAAGGGCUUGGGGGGAGCAGCGGGAAGAGCAAGAGGCGCGGGCAUGGCCAUGGCAGGCACAUUGCGAGCACUGACUCUAAUGAGGAUGAUAGUAGCGAUGGUGCUGGUGGUGGUGAAAGCGGCAUCAGUGGCGGCAAUGGCGGUGUUCGGAUUGCCGAGGCAGCGGCAGCAGCGGGGAUAGAGCUAGCGGUGGGAGGGGAAGGAUCAGAGAAGGGGCGCACCGAUCAAGAAACAGUGGCGGUGCAGGAAGCUGUGGUGCUUGAUGGUUCCGCGAAAAGUGGCAUUAACGAGGGUGGAGGGGCGGGAGGGGGAGAGAGAGGAGGGGAGAUGGGUGGAGGAAAGCAGGGGGUACAGCAAGGGGAGGAGAAGAAACAGGAGGGGCAAGGAGAAUGGCAGACGCAGCAGCAAAAGCUGCAGCAGACGCAGGGGAAGCAGGGAGAGGGAGGGAAUGGGGUUGGUGAUGUGGAUGAGCAAAGCCUGGGAGGAGGCUCGGAAGAAAGUUCGGAAGCAGGCUCGGAAGAAGAUCCAGAAGGAGGUUCGGUGGCAGGCUCGGGAGCGGAGGGGCGGCUGUUCGACCUGCUGGGUGCGGUGGUGCGGAACGAGAAAGAGUUGCGGCUGAUUGGGCAGUGCGGGCGGCGCGUGCUCGUGUGGUGGUGGAGGGCUGAAGCGCGCCAAGACAGCAAGUUCCCUGCAGAGUGGGUUAUAUCACCGCAACUACCCAUAACUGUCCGUGCCAAGUCAACCCCCUGGCCUGACCCGCUGCCUCCUCCCCCUCCUAGCCCUCCCUCCCCCCCAUCCCCGCCUCCCCCGCCAAAAGGCAAAAAGGGUGGUGGGAAGAAGAAAGGUGGAAAGCACAAGAAUAAUCAUUGA